AAACAGACUUGGAUCUCGUCGCUUCCCGUCGACGCGCUUUUGCUGAUGACGUCACGGCAGCGGUGUUUUGGGCGGGCAACAUGGCUUCAAUAAAAGUGAACCAAGUCCCCACGGAGCAGGAGACGACGGUCGUCAGGAGCGCAGGACGGCGGCCAGGCAAAGUGACGUUGAUCUGCUGAGUGGACUUCCCACAGCUGGCCUGCAUGACUCGCCCUGCUCGUGCCCGACAAACGCAUGAGAGGAAGUUAGACUUCAAUUGAGGCACAGCAACUCAUCAUUCCAUGCCUGACUGUGCUGCUGAUGCUUCUUCAAGAUGGAUGCUCAGGGGUACAAGUGGGUCAGAUGGCGGGUGUGGCUGUGUCACCUCAUGACCGUGCUGUCCCUGGGUCUUCUCCUGGUUCUGUUUCACUGGCGCCCUCGACUAGCUCUUCUGGCCCGCUGUCGCCCUUGUUCCCUGGGACUCGCAGAUUUUGUGCUAAUACGAGAUAGUUUUGGCCAGCAGCAUGUGGUGGAGGUGCUCACAGAGGAGAUUGAGGAGGGCAGUUUAGAAUUAUUGGGAGAUGCAGAGGCUACGGAAUGGAGGGACACAGUUGAACUCUACCAGGAGGAGAAAACACUUCUGCGCUACUACCUGUUUGAAGGCCUUCGCUACAUAUGGCUAGACAGGAAGGCAGCUUUCCGUCUUGUGAGUGUCCUCAAUGAGAACUGGACCUGCAAGGACCUCCAUGGCUUCAAAAAUGGUUUAAGUCACUAUGAGCAGAACGUAAGGAGACAAGUGUAUGGGCCCAACCUGAUUGAUGUCCCUGUGAAGUCUUUCUUCAAACUAUUAACUGAGGAGGUCCUCAACCCCUUCUAUGUGUUCCAGAUAUUUAGCAUGGUCCUGUGGAUGGUUGAUGAGUAUUACUUCUACUCUACGAGUAUAUUUAUUAUCUCUCUCAUCUCCAUUGGUAUCUCACUUUAUGAGAUCCGCAAGCAAAGCGUCACUCUUCACAACAUGGCCCGCUUGGUCACAAAUGUCACAGUGAUAAGAAAGUCAGGAGAGCAGGAGAAUGUUAGUUCGGUGGAGCUGGUUCCUGGUGACUGCAUACGUUUGCCUAAGGAUGGUCUGCUGAUGCCGUGUGAUGCUGCCCUGCUGGCAGGGGAGUGUCUGAUGAAUGAGGGCAUGUUGACAGGUGAGAGUGUGCCAGUGCUGAAAACUCCCCUGCCAGAUUCAGAGAGAAGAUAUAGCUCAGACUCUGAGCGCAAGCAUGCACUGUUCUGUGGAACGCAACUCAUCCAGACCAAAGGAGGGGCGUCCGGUGACGCUGGUGCUGUUGCCAUUGUCACAGGCACUGGGUUUUUUACUGCCAAAGGUAACUUGGUGAGCUCCAUUAUGUACCCUCAGCCCACCUACUUUCGCUUCUACCGAGAUGCUGCAAAGUUCCUGGUCAUCUUGGGUUUUUUGGCUUUUAUCGGGACCAUUUACAGCUUUGUUGUCCUGUCACAGUAUAAAAUGAGCUGGUUUGAGGUGGUGAUUAGGGUUCUGGAUAUUGUCACCAUUGUGGUGCCUCCAGCCCUGCCCGCCGUCAUCACCGUCGGCAGCAUUUACGCCCAACACAGGCUGAAGAAGCAAGGCAUCUUUUGCAUUAGUCCGCCACGCAUAAACGUUUGUGGCAAGGUGUCGCUAUUUUGUUUUGACAAGACAGGAACUCUGACAGAGGAGGGACUGGAUGUGUGGGGAGUAAUGGAGGGGAGAGCCGCCGGUUUUUCAGAUGUGGUCUAUGACCCUACACUUUUGCCGCCGGGGCCCAUGCGCUCAUGCCUGGCCUGCUGUCAUACUCUGGCCCUGCUGCAACGGCAGCCCAUCGGGGACCCUCUGGAGCUCAAAAUGUUUAAAUCCACUGGUUGGACUCUCCAUGAACCAGGGGAAGAAAGUGGGCUGCUGGAUGCGGACUUUGGAGGGCACCGAGUUUUAGCUGUAAUGAGACAUCCUGCAAGGCUGCUUCCCUUUCAUGCAACUUCUGCUGCUGCAAGCGCUCCUGUGGCGAUCGUUCAGCGGUUCCCCUUCUCUUCGGCCCUGCAGAGGAUGAGUGUGGUGACUGUGGCCUGCGGGGGGCGCUCUGCACUAGCUUUCAUGAAAGGCUCUCCAGAGAUGGUGGCGAGUCUCUGUCGACAAGAAACUGUGCCGCCACAGUUCUCAAAGAAACUGCGCAGCUUUUCCAGUCAAGGUCUUCGAGUUCUUGCUCUUGGUUGUAAACCAAUGGACACAAGUAGUGAUUUGAGCGCAACUGAACGAGGGGAGGUGGAGAAAGACAUGCAGUUCUUAGGCUUGCUGAUGCUGAAGAACCUGGUGAAGCGAGAGAGUGCCAAGGUCAUCAACACGUUGAGGCUGGCAAAGCUCCGAACUGUCAUGGUCACAGGGGACAACAUUCUAACAGCAGUUAAUGUUGCUCAAAGCUGCGGGAUGGUGGCGUCUGAUGAGGGGGUCAUCUUUGUUGAAGCCACCGCCCGCACGGCUCAAACCGCACCCACCCUGAGGUUCACCCCAGAAGAUGGCGAAGGCAUAAUAAUCACAGCCCAGGGUCUCUACCAGGCAGAAUUAGAGUACCACUUGGCUAUUAAUGGCAGUUCAUUUGCCGCCCUCUGCGACCACUUCCCUGAGCAUCUGCCAAAGGUUUUGAUGCGAACGACAGUCUUCGCGCGUAUGGCUCCUGACCAAAAAACACAACUGGUGAAAGAGCUACAGAAACUGAACUACAGGGUGGGCAUGUGUGGCGAUGGCGCCAACGACUGUGGCGCCUUGAGAGCCGCUGACGUCGGAGUCUCUCUGUCGGAGGCGGAAGCCUCCAUCGCUUCGCCUUUCACCUCCAAGACUGAAAACAUCAGCUGUGUGCCACUGCUCAUUAGAGAAGGUCGAUGUUCUCUGGUCACCGCGUUCAGCCUCUUCAGAUACAUGGCCGUGUACAGCAUGAUCCAAUUCUGCUCUGUGCUCAUCCUCUACACAGUAAGCACCAAUCUGGCUGACCUGCAGUUCCUGUUCAUUGACGUCAUACUGGUGACCCUGCUGGCGAUCGUGAUGGGAAAAGGCGGCCCCGGUGAUGUACUGAGCCCCUCCCGGCCGCCGGCCAAUCUGCUGGCCCUGCCUGUCUUGGGCAGCCUCUUCAUCCACAUCUCCAUGCUGAUCUUGGGUCAGCUGGCUGCGCUCCUCAUCACCACCUCACAGGACUGGUACAUUCCCCUCAAUUCCACGGUGUUUGGGACUGAAAACCUGCCCAACAUGGAGAGCACCAGUGUGUUUUCUUUGUCUGGUUUCCAGUACAUCUUCAUGGCCGUGGUGGUCACGAAAGCUCACCCUCACAAGAAACCUCUGUACCACAACGUGAUUUUCCUGUGUUUGCUCCUCGUCCUGUUUGCCGUGAUGACUUGUCUGGUGUUGUAUCCUGGACCUUUCUUCUUGGAGAUACUGCAGCUCUAUGACUUCUCAGACUUUGAUUUCAAGAUGCUGCUUGUCGCUCUGGCCGCUCUCAAUUUCCUCAUUUGUUUUGUGGUGGAGAUGCUGAUAGAUGUGGGUGUCCUGAAUUAUCUUCGCUGCCUCUGCCCAAAGCACGCAUCAAGGAAAAAGUUCAAACACCUCAACUCACUCCUGUGUGACCCCUGUGUCCCAUCGUGGCCGCCCCUGAACCAAACACUUUACUCCUCCGAGCACAUGGCCAUCAGCUUAAGCUAGCGGUCUCGCUCCCCUGACAUACAAACACUGUAAACAUAUGUAUGAAUACUUUAAUAGUUUGUUUUUAUGAGAUCAAGGAGGCCUGUAUAAAUUUGUUUUGUCAAUGUUA
Phyllopteryx taeniolatus (common seadragon) is the source of this 3815-nucleotide messenger RNA. It is a transcript of the gene atp13a2, whose product is annotated as ATPase cation transporting 13A2. The coding region runs from base 314 to 3706 and encodes 1130 amino acids. The record is from RefSeq and is a predicted model, not a curated record. Gene Ontology annotation, cellular component: membrane. NCBI's taxonomy places the organism in Eukaryota, Metazoa, Chordata, Actinopteri, Syngnathiformes, Syngnathidae. The transcript is spliced from 30 exons. Gene Ontology annotation, biological process: autophagosome-lysosome fusion; regulation of autophagosome size; regulation of mitochondrion organization. Gene Ontology annotation, molecular function: ATP binding; P-type transmembrane transporter activity; ATP hydrolysis activity.